UUGAUGAGAGACAGAAAGAGAGACAAUAAAGAGUAUGCUAUAUACCCAAACCCAUAAAGCCAAAGCUAGCCAUGACCAGAGCAAACAUUUCCCACUCCAUCUCCACCACUACCACCACAAGCACCAAUCCCAGCCGUCUCCGUCUCGCCGCCGCUACCAAUGCAGUCGCCUUAGUUAACUUUCUCUUCUUAGUCUACCACUCUCUCUGCCUCCAUGUCUCACUCGACCGGCCACUCCUCCCUCGCUGCUGCUGCUACUACUACUAGCUUGUACUGCGGUGAGGACACCGGCGACAUCGUCUCCUGUUGCUCAGACACGUUGAUCCCCGAUCAGCCCCCAUCUACGUCUCUCUUCGCUCAUUCUUCGCCGUCCGAUGAGUACACCAUUUCCGCGCUCAUCGACUCGGAGACCCACCACGUUCCCCACCCGGACUAUCUUAGACGCUGUCGUGACCGCUCGAUCGACGUUACCGCUCGCCAAGACUCCAUCAACUGGAUCUUGAAGGUGCAUGCGUAUUAUCACUUCAGACCGGUUACGGCUUUCCUCUCCAUCAACUACUUCGAUCGUUUCCUCUCCUACCAAUCUCUACCGCAACCAAAUGGGUGGCCUUUUCAGCUGCUAUCAGUGGCGUGUUUGUCUUUAGCGGCGAAAAUGGAGGAGCCCCAGGUCCCACUCCUGUUCGACCUUCAAGUAUUUGAGCCCAAGUUCGUCUUCGAAUCGAAAACGGUUCAGCGAAUGGAGCUAUGGGUCAUGGCCAUUCUCGACUGGAGAUUGCGCGCUGUCACGCCCUUCGAUUUCCUUGACUAUUUCAUCUCCAAACUCGCAUCUUCUUCGACUCCUAAACCCGAGCUCUUCAACCGCGUCUUCUCCGCUUGUUCGGAUCUCAUUCUGAGCACCACCCGCGCGAUCGAUUUCUUGGGUUUUUCGCCGUCGACAAUAGCUGCAGCUGCCGUGCUUUGUGCCACUGCUGGAGGUUCUGAUUCACUGGCGAUAGAUGGCAAAUUGCCUGUGGUUUUUCACGAGAGUGUAAACAAAGAAUCGGUGAUAAGCUGUCACCAACUAAUGGAGGAGUACCUGAUCGACACGUGUCCGGCGGCCGACCUUAAAGACCGCAGAUCGGAGGCGGCGGCGCCACCAAGCCCCAUCGGUGUCCUUGAUGCUGCUGCCUGUGGAAGCUGCGACACGCGGUCGGAGAACCCCGGCUCAAUUGAGUUGGCCGAAGCUGAAGCCGAGCCGCCAACGAAGAGGAUACGAAUGCCAUCCUCUGCGCCAGAUACUACAGAAGCGGUACUAAGAUAAGGCACCAACCAUGUCCUAUUUUUCUCUCUUUUCACAUCUUUUGUCAGAGAAAGAGAGGUCUCCUUUUUUUUUUCUUUUUUUUUAUUUAUUUAAAUUUUGUUCUUUUUUAGAAUCGUCGUUAAAGUCUUCUUUUUGGACCUCUGGAUUAUGAAAUGGACGGCCAGGAUUGGAACCAAA
Molecule: messenger RNA, 1476 nt
Organism: Carya illinoinensis
Lineage: Eukaryota; Viridiplantae; Streptophyta; Magnoliopsida; Fagales; Juglandaceae
Product: cyclin-D1-1-like
Exons: 5
Coding region: 214-1299 (361 amino acids)
Biological process (GO): regulation of cyclin-dependent protein serine/threonine kinase activity; mitotic cell cycle phase transition
Cellular component (GO): cytoplasm; nucleus; cyclin-dependent protein kinase holoenzyme complex
Molecular function (GO): cyclin-dependent protein serine/threonine kinase regulator activity
Source: RefSeq, a predicted model, not a curated record